This is a messenger RNA of Elgaria multicarinata webbii, 3373 nucleotides long. RefSeq names its product zinc finger protein with KRAB and SCAN domains 7-like. Gene Ontology annotation, biological process: regulation of transcription by RNA polymerase II. The record is from RefSeq and is a predicted model, not a curated record. Lineage: Eukaryota; Metazoa; Chordata; Lepidosauria; Squamata; Anguidae. Gene Ontology annotation, cellular component: nucleus. Bases 17 to 1951 code for a protein of 644 amino acids. The transcript is spliced from 5 exons. Gene Ontology annotation, molecular function: RNA polymerase II cis-regulatory region sequence-specific DNA binding; DNA-binding transcription factor activity, RNA polymerase II-specific.
ACCAGGAUGCAGAGUGAUGCAAGAUGGCAAAGGGGAACCAUCCAAGAGGAUGCAAGAGCUCUGGGAAACCCAGUGGCAGGAGUUCCUGAAAAGGCUGCAGCCCCUUCACACAGGAUGGAGAAACCAAGUGAAGUUGGAGACUGCCCCGUGGGAAGAUGCCAAGGCCUUUCUGGCCUCCUUUGAGCAAGUGGCCGAGGCCUGCCGGUGGCCUAGAGGAGAGUGGGCGGCCCGGCUCCUGCCAGCACUGAGCGAGGAAGCAGAAGAGGCCUUUGGCAGCCUGGAAGCCAGAGAUCAGGAGGACUAUGGGAAAGUGAAGGCGGCCAUCUUGCGAGGGGAAGCCCUGAGGAUGGAGGCGCAGCGCCAGCACUUCAGGCAAUUCUGCUGCCAGGAGGUCAGAGACCCCCGAAGGAUCCACAGCCAAGUCCAGGAGCUUUGCCGGCAGUGGCUGAAGCCGGAGAGACACAGCAAGGAGCAGAUCCUGGAGCUGCUGAUCCUGGAGCAGUUCCUGGCCAGCCUGCCAGUGGACCUCCAGGGCUGGAUCCGGGCAGGAGGGCCGGACACCUGCUCCCAGGCCCUGGCCCUGGCCGAGGACUUCCUCAUGAGCCAGAAAGAGGCCGAGGGAGAGAAGUUGCAGUUUCAGGUUCCAGCGAAGGAGGAAUCCAUGGAUUCACUGGAUGCAGAGGAAGAGACCCCGGAAGCCGCAAAGGGACAGAUCUACAAAGAAUCCCAGAAAAACGGUAAUGCAGAGUCCAAUGAGCUGGGCAGUGGAAUUAAAUACCCAAAUGAUUUCAGCUCAUCGCUUCCACCUGAAGGUCAGGAAAUGGUCCCAACCGGUGUGAAAGAGGAACCAAUAGAUCUCAACGAAGCUAGCCUGUCUUUGCAGAUGGUAAAGCAGAGUUUGACCCAGCCAGGCCAACAGACCAUCAUUUGGCAAGUCCUGCACGAGAAUGGUGGGAAUGAUCAUUCUUUGGGUGAUGAGAAGGGAAGUCAGGUGAAGAUGGAGAAUUCCCAGUGCGGAGGAAAUGAGCCAGAGGACACACUCAGGACAGCCCAAUCCAUAAGCCAAACAAAUGUGUUGGAGACAACUGAGAUGGACGAGGAAGGGUCCGUCUUCAAAGAUGGACAGGAGAAGCAACCUGUAGGGAGGGAGAAUCUAUGUCAUGAGCUCCCAGAAGGCCUCACAGCUGCAAUUAUCCAGCCUUCCGAAGUAAACACAAGGGAUAACACGCCCAGGUUCUCCAAGUAUGGUAGGAGGUAUCACUACAGGGUGGAACUUGAUAUAGAUAGCAGGGAGAAUCAGGACAGAUGUCCUAUGUCAGAGGAAAACCUGCAGCAAAAUGCAUGCUUCGAUGAACAUCAGAGAAUGCUAAAAGGAGAGAAUGAAUCUGAAUUCUCUGAGCUUCAUAAUGGAAGUAGUUUGGACAGAGAACAGAAUGACCUCACGGAAGUGAAACCUAAUAACUCUUCUGAGUGCGGGAACAGCUGCAGUUACACAGAGUCGCUAAAUGGAAGUGAUGGGUUUCAAAGUGAAGGGAGACCAUGUGAAUGUUCCCAUUGUGGCAAAUGCGUCAGCCUGCCAGAACAGUGCAUGAACCAUCAGCAACUUCAUGUUGGAGAGAAAAAGCAUGUAUGUCUCGUGUGUGGGAAAAUCUUCCCUUUUAAAACAGGAUUAGUAAGACAUCAGGGGAUUCAUACCGGGCGGAAACCGUACCAGUGUUCUCAGUGUGGGAGAUGCUUCAGGCAGAGUGAACACUUGAAGGAGCAUGAGAGAAUUCAUACUGGAGAGAAACCGUACAGAUGCCUCGAAUGUGGGAAAGACUUCAGUCGGAGAGGAAACUUGGUGUGCCAUCAGAGAAUUCAUACUGGGGAGAAACCGUACAAAUGUUUUCAGUGUGGGAAAUGCUACAAUUAUCCAAAAGAUUUGAGGAACCAUCAGAGGAUUCAUAUCUAGAAUGUUACCAAACAGCCCAAUUGUCUGUUGAUUUUUGACAUGGUAGACUAUGCCUAGGAAAGGAGGCUUUAUUCAAAGCACAGAAGUGUUUGCCUUCUUAAAAAGCAGGCCUGGCACUUAAAGCAGAACUGUGUGCAUGAUACAAGGGCAUUCACCCCACUGGUAUGCCCACUGUUUCCCAAACUUUAUCCCUUGACCUCUUUCCCCUCCUUGGGUAUCACUUCCAAAUUUGCAAUUUGGCUCCAGAAGAGUCAACAAGUAUAUGCAUUCCAUUUAAGCCAUUCAGGGCGCAAUCCUAUGCCUGUUUGGACUGAAAAAAGUCCCACAACACCUAGCAUGCUGAGAAUUGUGAGACUUUUUUUGGUCUAGUGAGAUACAGAAUUUUCCGCUCAACAGCUCAUCUUGAUUUCAAUGAACCAUCAGAGACAGGCUUUUUUUUCUGUUGUCCAUGGUAGGAGGUUGGAUAUCCGUACCUUUCCAGCAUGGAGAUCUUUCCCUUGUAAGGAUUGCUGAAGAGGCUUUCAUUUUGACAUCUUUCAAAAUGCAAACGUCUUCAGCUAUCUUUCCCCCAAAAUGGGGAUGCAAUAGGACCCAGGAAGGGAACUUCGUGGCAGACAAGACAGCCAAGUCUUCCACCGAGUCCCCUGUGAUGUUGGGUGCUUAGAGACCAGUAUUAUUAUGGCCUAAUGCAUUUUAUCUCAACCUUCUUCAAAAGCUUGGGGUGUGUGUGUACAUAGUUCAAUGAAACAACUGACAUUUCUAGCCCACAAAACGUUUUACUAGCUUAUCUGCUAAUAGGGUUGCCAAUUUUUUUUAUUGCUCCCAUAUCUGGGUCUUCAACAGCUGCUUGAUGUGCAGGGAUCAGCAGACAAAGUUACUCGCAUCAUGAAAAAUACAUUUUUAUGACCUGCUUAAUUGCUGCACAUCCAAGAGCUUGCAAAAGUUAGGCCGCAAAAGUUUGGUUGAAAUUUUGUCAUUCCUGCUGCCUUCAUUAGAUUCUAACAGUCAAUUCCUUGCCUGGCCCUGUGGAAGUGACUUGUACUUGCAAAUGGUGAACAAACAAAGGGUUCUUAAACUGGGCUUGCUUCAGAUUUGAGGAGACCCUUAGGAAAAUUCCUUCUGCUGCUUGAAUAAGGGGUGGGGGUGGUUCCUAGUAGGCUUAAUUGUUGGCAGUGGUAGCUAGGAAUCACAAUCUAAACUUCCCACAAUGCCCCUGAUGUAGAGCAUUAUGGGAAAUUUAAAAUGGCAGUUCUCGGCCCCAACUGUUACUUAAGAGAGGGGGUGGCAGGGACAGAUGUUAGCAGUGGGCUUAGGGUGAGGUGCCGGAAGCCAGAUUCCAGCUGGACAUCAGGAAAAACUUCCUGACUAUUAGAGCAGUACGACAAUGGAACCAGUUACCUAGGGAGGUUGUGGGCUCUACCA